Molecule: messenger RNA, 6750 nt
Organism: Anas platyrhynchos (mallard)
Lineage: Eukaryota; Metazoa; Chordata; Aves; Anseriformes; Anatidae
Source: RefSeq, a predicted model, not a curated record
GGCGCGCGAAGGGCAGUGUGUGGUGGUGUUGCGUCGGAGCUGUGAGGUGGCGGAGGUUGUUGUCUGGCGGUCUCGGUGCGGUCCCGUUAUAAAGCGGUGGGGGCCCGCAGGAAAGGCGGCCGUGUUGGGGCUGUGCCUGCAGUCAGGCACACGAUGAGUAGAAAGGACUCGAUGGAUGGCAGCGGUGAGGAGCUUACAAGAAGAAAAUUGGAAGCUAUAAGGCAGUGCCUUAAGAUACUGGAAGAGGACUUAACGGAAGAAAGUCACAGAAGUGACUUGUGUUGUAUAUUAAAUGAUACAAGUGUGAAAGAGAUCAGUGAUGGGGAUGAAGAGACUGAUUUUUCUGGUUCCUUUUCUACAGAGCCCAAAUUGGAUGUUAAACUUGGAUUGAGUGGUAGCAGCUCAGAAGAUCUAGGAAGGCCCUUCAGUUCCAACACCGAAGAGAAAGGUGUUCAGUGCCUGAUUUCCUCAGAUAGUGGGCUAAGCUGUAAACCAGGUGUAGCUCCAUCAGCAGACACGGAAAACAAAACUCUGGAAGACAUCAUUGAAGCUUUGUGGAUAGGUAUUUGUAAUCUCAGCCGCUUGCAAGAUGCAGAUGAGAUGCUGAAGUGCUUCGAAUUGAAAAUGAAGCAGGAAGGAGACAAAGUUGCAGAAACUGCAGAUAGAAAAUUUGAUGAGCUUGUAACUUUUGUCCUGUCAAGGAAAAAGGAACUGUGUGCAGAAUUAGUGGAGGGCAUCAACAACUACAGUGCUGAUGUUGCAAAAGCUAAGCAGUUAAUUGAAGAGAAGAGAAAAGCCUUGAAUGGUGCCAUUAGGAUGGCAACGGAAUUAAAAAUUACACCUAAUACAAGAACCUACUGUGAUCUGGCUCAGGUUAUUCAUGAUUUGAAGUUGCCAGUUGAUGCUGAGCUCUCAGCAGUGAGUAGUUUGAAGGAAAAAACAUCUCCAAGAUGUCUCCUGAACUGUGAUGAGAUCACAUCUUUUUUAAAGAAUCUGGGGAAGAUACAGAGGGGAGCAUCUGGAUAUGAAGAUAAUGGACAGAAUGCUCUUAGCCUUGGUGACAAAAAAGAAAUGCCAAGCUCUGAUACUCAGCUCUCUGUAGACAAUACAAUUCCACCACCUUGCAGAGAAAGUAAAAUAAAGGCUCGGGCAAAUAAACCUGGUGGUCUCAGUGCAGUGAAAAAUGUGCAAGUACAAGGAUCACUUCCUGUGGUACCUCAUCAGAACACUCCUGCUCCACCCAAGAGCCCGUCCAGCCCAGAUGUCAUCAUAGAAGAAGUAUUUGAAGAUGACCUGGAAAAGCUUCCCUCAGAACGCCACAAUGAAUGGAGGAAGAAACUUUCCAAGAAGGAAACACAUUCUGAACACAAAGCUGGUUCAUCAGAGCUAGUGUUUGUAAGCCAUGUUGUAAAUCCAUGCCACUUCUAUAUUCGUUGGUACUCGCAGAAGAAAGAAGGUGUUUUUUUGGAGGAGAAAUUGAAUAACUUCUGUUGUAGUAAAAGUUCCUAUCUCUUGCCUUCAGAUGUUUUGGAACUAGGUGUUCAAAUUUUCAUCAAGAGCAAGGAAACUGGAAUGUGGUGUCGUGGAACUAUCACUAAACUAAUCCCUGGAAAAAGUAAAAAAGAAGAGAAGCCUUCUGAUCCAAUAAGAUACAAAGUUUGUGAUGUGGCAGUGAUGGAAGUAUUUCUGAUUGAUGUUGGGAGUUCAGAAGCUUUCAUUUUCUCAGGGUAUGAUGGUGCUGAACAACCUGAACCUUCUCCUUUGCUAACUAUUGAACCUGAUGACAUCUGUUCCUUUGUAAGGAAGCCAGAUAAGAAUAUUGAGGCAGAACUUGGAGCUGUUCCUCCUUUAGCAGUCCAGUGUUCAUUGAAAGAUAUUGUUCCCAAAAAUGCAAGUGAAAGUUGGGGAGAGGAAGCAAAGACAAACUUUUUACAGAUGGUCAAUAAUAAAGUUGUUCUAAUGACCAUAUUUAGAGAAGAGAAUGGUGUUCUCAUUGUGGAUUUGAAAAAAUCUCCACAUAAUAAAAUCAGCAGUGACAUGCCUGUAUCCCUCAAGGAUGCAUUAGUUUUUUUGGACUUGGCAAGGUAUAAGUCACAUCUUCCUAAUCACUUAGAAAAUAAUACGGUCUUGCAGUAUAAACCACCUAAGAUACCAGAAGAAAAAGAAGUCUUUGUUGUAGUUUGUCACAUAAAUAGCCCGAGUGAUUUCUAUCUGCAAUUGGUAGAUAGCCUGGAUACUUCAGCUUUUCCAAAGAAAAACAGAGAGAGACACGGACAUCAGGAUAGCAAAGACGUGCAAAUUGUCUGCCCAGUUGAAGGCCAACCCUGUAUUGCAAAACACAAAGAUGGGAAUUGGUACAGAGCACAAAUUACAGGGCUGCCACAUUCACAAGAAGUUGUGGUCAAAUACGUUGACUUUGGCAGCGUCGCUAAUGUAACUCUUAAAGACAUACGCAAAGCAGAAGAUGAGAUUCUCAGCUUUCCAGUAAAGGCAAUCAAGUGUAGGCUGGCUUACAUUGAGCCUUACAAAGCAGCUGAUGAGUGGAACAGAGAAGCCACAAGAAGAUUCGAAGAAAUGACUGAAGAUAAAUUUAUGGUGUGUUCAAUUGUUGAGGUUUUGAAGAACAACAUUUUAUCUGUUAAACUCUUUGACUCCCACGCUCCUCAUGGAAGAGGCUCCAGUAUUAACUGCCAGCUGGUUAAAGAGAACCUUGCAUCCUACAUACCUGGGUACGUUGAAAGUUCUUCUGUAAGGCCCACUGAAAUAUGGGAUGUUCCUGUAGAAGAAGCUGCUGAAAACUUGAAAGAUUUAAAUCCUGUAAAUGUGAGACCACUGGAGGAAGAAGGGGAUUUCAGAUCGCUUGCCAAGAAAGAGCUACAAGUGAGAAUUAGCCAUGUGGUAUCUCCCAGUAAAAUCUUUAUACAAUGGCUGUCAUCAGAAAGUAUACUGAAAAGUUUACAGGAGAAGAUGGCUGCCUUCUACAAAGAAUCCCAGCCAGAGUCAGUGAAGUGGGAGUGUAAUAUGCACUGUGCUGUGUAUAUACACAAUUUGAAACAGUGGCAAAGAGGUCGGAUAAGUAAGAUCGUCUCUGAAACAACUGCAGAGGUAAUGCUCUAUGAUUCUGGAGCUGAAAAAACAGUGGAUAUCAGCUGCCUAAGAAAACUUGAGGAAAGCAUGAAGAGAAUUAAGACAUUAGCAAUUGAAUGCUCCUUAGUAGACAUAAGUCCAACAGGUGGAAGCACACAGUGGAAGUGGACAGCAACGGUGUGUGACUAUAUAUCCUAUUACCUGACUGGGGCACAAGCAAAAAUAAUCAUCCAGGAAGGUGAUACGGCUUGUGCGUUGCCUGUGAAAAUUUUUUGCAAGGAUGAAGCAGGACAAUUAAUUGAUAUUUCAGAACACCUUAUUAAAAAGGGUUUGGCUUUUAGAAACAACAGAACUCACAAAGCUGCUGUGGCUUGUGCAGUCCCCAAGAAACAUCCUGAAGUACGUCUAGAGGAAGAGAACCCACAACUGAACAGUUGUGAUUCAGAAACUGCAUACGUAAGAGACAGUGCUGCUGAAGAGAAAGAUGGGGAUGUUUCAGAGAGUGAACAGAAGCCAAGUAAAACGUACAAGUCAUUGGUUCGUUUGGAAAUGCAUGAAAUAUAUAAAACCCCCAUCAUACCUGAAGUGAAAAUUUUUCAAGCGGUAGUGACCUGUGUUGGACAUGAUGGAACUAUUUAUGUGAUACCAAAAUUAUUCGAAAGUAAACUAAAGAAAUUGAUGAGUGAAAUACAAAGUAACUUCAAAUGCCUUGGUCUUCUGGAACCCUAUUGUUGGAAAAAAGGAGAAGCUUGUGUUAUAAGAGGGUCAGAUACCCUUUGGUAUCGAGGUAAAGUUGUAGAACUUGGUGGUGGUACUCUCCAGGUACAGUACAUCGACCGUGGAUAUAUAGAGAAGGUCCCUCAGUGUCAUCUGUAUCCAACUACGUUGUAUGCUGAUACUCCUCCAUUUUGCAUACCAUGUCAGCUCUACAAGACAGUACCAGUUGGAAAUUUUUGGCAGCGGGAUGCAGUGUACCUCCUUCAAAAACUACUUACAAACGAAGAGGUUGAAAUACACGUUCAGCAGCUACCGGAUAACCCAUGGGGCAAGCUGUCUGUCAGCCUGUAUUUCCAUGGAAUGUCACUUUCCUCCUUCAUGGCCUACCAGCAGUUCUGUGUCACUGAAGACUGUCAGGACAUACCAAAGCAGGAGCUGCUUGAAAGAAGCAUUCAAGUUUUGCCUUCGUACACAUUGCCACCACUGCCUGUUCCAGGAGAUAUCUUUCCUGUCAGAGUUACCCAUCUUGUAUCCCCUAAGGAGGUAUACAUCUGUCUUAAUCCUUCUGAGAACGUUACCAAGCCGUCUACCACAGAGGGAGAUGCUAGCUGCAACUUGGACAGCCUCAAUGAAGCCCUCAAAUGGUGCAAUAAAAUUGUGGAUUCUCUUCCUCUCCUGACAGACUUCAGAACAGAAAUGCCUUGCCUUGCAGAAUACAGGGAUGGUUUGUGGUAUAGAGCGAAGCUCCUCUCUGUUGAAGAACUCAACUCUGAUAAGAUCCUGAUUCAGUUUGUUGACUACGGCAAUUUUUCAGCUGUUCCAACCAGCAAGCUGCGCUGCAUACCUCAUCACCUGCUGCAGUAUUCCGUUCAGGCAGUGCGAGCUCUGCUGGCUGGAUUUAAACCUCUAACUGCUACAAAUGCAGAAAGAAUCCCGUAUUGUCCCGAGUGGAGCAUGGAAGCACUGUGGGCUAUGAUGGACUGCGUUGAAGGAAAACAGCUCUCUGCUUCCAUACUUGCAUCUUCACCAGAGGUCACCAUUUCCUUGUAUGAAGAUGAUCAAAAACUAGUUCAUAUGAAACUGAUAGAAAUGGGACUUGCAGAGUUGGAGGAGUGACAUCAUUUGUUCUCAACGUCCUGGGCCAGUGGUUCUCAUACUGAGCUCUGUAACUCCUGGAUGUCCAUCCCUCUGAACACAGAAUACUUGAAUUGAAAAGCUUUAUACCAUGUGGUGUCUACAGAGAAUACUGAAGACUGGUUUGGGUUUUGGGUUUUCAAAUUCCUUAACCAACUUGAUGUUAUGUAGUUCUUUUCCCUCCCACUUAAGAAGCACUCUCCUAAUCUGCAUUUAUAGAUUUUUACAAUUUUGACUCUUAAUUGAGAUGUAGAUAGAUAGCUUCGCUAUCUAUUCACAUACAGCCUUAAGUGGUGUUUUGUGAUAAUUCUUUGAUAAGAGUAGCUGGAAUGAAUGUGUUGUAGUAAGGAAAUAGAUGAAGAAAUAACGUUGAGAAGAGGAUAGUUUUAUUACUGUGAUGUAACUCUUGUUCAUAUUUCAGGCAUCUUUGGUGAUAGUUUCUUGGUACCAGUCUGGAACCAGGAAUGAACAGCUGGGAGGUGGGGAAUGUUACUCGUUUUGUUCUGAAACACAUUUGCAUUGUUGCUGUGUUUUGUUUUUGGCUUGGGUGUCCUUGCGCCUCCUUCCUAUUCCAGGCGCUGUAGCGUUCAACUCAAAGUGUUAGAAUAAACUGGAGCCUGCUCAGCAUACAUCUGAAAGCUCUUCUCUUUCCUGCUAUAAAGAGACAUUCAAAGAAACCUUUUUAGUGUAGUGCAUCCUUUAUAUUCAGGGCUCAGCUGCUUCAGUCACCCCAUGGAGAAUUUGAUCUAGAUUAUCAAGGAAAAACAGAGGAAAUUGGUGUAGCAAAAUACAAGUCUUGAAAUCAGACACAAGUGAAGGCGAUAGUCUCUUUAAACAAAACUGACUCCAGCCUCUCAUUCUCUUAGAGGUCUUUGUUACACUCACUUUCUCACAAAUACCUAAAUAGAUAAAUUCACCUGGAUUGCUUGUGUCCACCCUGGACAUGGCUUGAAUCUCAUUACAACCAGCUGGGUUUUAGAUAGGUGCUCUGUAUGUCCUAGAAAUCUGGUAGUGACAAUGUGAGACUUCUGCUUCGUUUCGUUUAUUUGGUACUCCCUGAUUUUUGGCAUGACCUUUCGUGGCUUCUUACUUUGACCAUAGCCCUUACAGUGGAGCAGGCUGGGCAUCUUUAACUUUGUAGUCCUGCAUUCAGUGCAAGUUCCUGUUUUUGGUAGAAGUAUUUUCAGAAGAAAGCUCCAGUUGAGUCCCUGCUCAGAUGGUGUUGAAAAUGGCUACUUAAGUGUGACCAGAAUAUCUAUGACCAAAACCAUUCUUUCUCCUUUCUGUCCUCUGUAAAGAUCAGAAGAGGUGUGUUUUCUGUCCCAGCAAGUGCUGCUUGAGCUCCACCCUUGUUUCUUUGUGGUAGUAGCUGGAACUCAGUUUGCUCAAGUUACAUUUUGCUCAUUUUUUUGCAAAGUUAACAAGAUGAACAGAGUUAGAGGGAAGGCAGCAUUGUCCAGUUCAGGCUGUUGCAGCAGAUGGGCUUGUACCAUUGAAUCACAGAGUGCUGUCACCUGCAUAGCAAUUUCUUUACAUUCAGGGCGAACCUCCUGACCACCCAUCCCCUUGUGCAUUUCUGUGUUUGACAUGAAUAUGUGUGCAAAACUUAGUGCACAGACUGGCUGUGAACUCUGUAGUUAAGUGUUGCAAGUUGUCAGUUUAUACUAGCACUGGAAGGAUUAGUUCAUGGGUUUAGUACGUAUUUUGGUGCUGAAAUGUCCUACAUGCCGUUCUAAAUACUACAGGUGUUACAAUAAUCUUUCAAAUGUAAUGUUGUUCUUAUAUCUAUUAAAAAUUAUAUACAACCAUUGU